Periophthalmus magnuspinnatus is the source of this 3116-nucleotide messenger RNA. RefSeq names its product integrin alpha FG-GAP repeat containing 1 (gene itfg1). NCBI's taxonomy places the organism in Eukaryota, Metazoa, Chordata, Actinopteri, Gobiiformes, Gobiidae. The record is from RefSeq and is a predicted model, not a curated record. The coding region runs from base 39 to 1814 and encodes 591 amino acids. The transcript is spliced from 18 exons. Gene Ontology annotation, cellular component: plasma membrane.
CAGUUGGUGCUGUUGUGAGGAUCCGCAGUAGCACCAGGAUGUGGGUGUUAAAAGUGAAUAUUUGUAUGUUUUUAUUUUAUUAUUCGGGUCUGUAUGGCUCUUACGCGCUGCAGGAUGUAACGACUGACCUGUUUGGUACCGAAAAUUUUGGGACAGUGGCAGCUUUCGGGGAUUUAAACUCGGAUAAACAAACAGACAUCUUCAUCAUCAGAGAUCAGGCGGAAGUGGUAAUAUUCCUGGCUGAUCCAAAAACGCCUUACUUCAAGCCUAAAGUUCACAUCACUAAGGAUCUCCUCCAAAGUGCUGUGAUCACCAGUGUGGUUCCUGGUGAUUAUGAUGGCGACUCUCAGAUGGAUGCCCUCCUCACUACUGAGAGCAGUGGUAGAACGACUGUGGUCAUCUUCUGGGGAAAGAACACAACGCUGGAUCUGGGCGAUUCACUCCUACUGAACAAGACUUUUACUGACCAACCUCUCAUUAUGGACUUUAAUGGAGACAUGAUUCCAGACAUUUUUGGAGUUACCAGUACCUCUGCCACACCUGUGUAUGAAGUCUGUUAUCUCACCAAAAGAGUCCCAGAAUGGAAGAGUGCAUUGAGUUCGCCAGUCAAUCUGCACAAGCCUCACUCCAAUGCGUUUAUUGAUCUCAACAAAGAUUUUACUGCAGAUUUGUUCCUGACGACCAAGGGGCCAACAUUUGAGACGUGGAUCAGCAAGAAUGGAUACUUUACCAAAGAAGAGAUCAUGCCAUCCAAACCUCCGACAGACAACGACGUUGGCCAGUCAUCUUUUGUCGAUUUCAAUGGAGACGGCGUUCAGGACCACCUCCUGCCUGUCUGUUUGGACACAGCCUGUCAGCACAGUGCCAUCUACUUCACCACCACCGCAGAGGGCAAAACAGAGUGGGUCCAAGUGCUGUCAGAUUUCCAGCACCGCGGCACAGUUUGGAGCUUUGUGCCAGAGCAGCAUGGUCUAGCCCUGCACCUCGGGGACUACAACCUGGAUGGUUUCCCUGAUGCCCUGGUGGUCAUGCGCAACACCACUGGAAGUGGGCAGCAGGCCUUCCUUUUGGAGAAUGUGCCUUGUAACAACGCCAGCUGCCGCAGUGUGGGAAGAAUGUUCCGCAUCCACUGGGACCAAUCAGAUUUAGGGGCCAUCCAAAAUGCUGUCAUGGCAACGUUUUUUGACAUCUAUGAAGACGGCAUAUUAGACAUGCUGGUUCUGAGUGGAGGCGAGGGCAAAGACAUGAUCAUCCACGCUUUGAAGAACAAUUUUGAAGCAGACGCCUAUUUCGUUAAAGUGAUGGUUCUCAGUGGCCUCUGCUCCAACAACUGUCCUGAGGGUGUCAAGCCAUUCGGUGUUAACCAGCCUGGCCCGUAUGUCAUGUACACUACAGUGGACUCGAACGGGCACCAGAAAAACGCCUCCGCCGGUCAGUUGAGCCAAUCAGCAUACUUCUCCCUCCAGCUUCCCUACACUGUUCUGGGCCUCGGACGCAGCGCCAACUUUCUGGACCAUCUAUUUGUGGGCAUCCCGCGGCAACCUGGAGAGACGGAAAUAAGAAAGCAGGAGUGGACUGCCAUUAUUCCCAACUCUCAGCUUAUUGUCAUCCCUUUUCCACACAAUAAACCCCGCAGCUGGAGCGCCAAGUUGUACCUGACUCCUAGCAACAGUGUGCUGCUGACGGCCAUCGCUUUGAUCGGAGUUUGCGUGUUCAUUCUGGGCAUCAUUGGUAUCCUCCACUGGCAGGAGAAGAAAGCAGACGACCGGGAGAAGAGACAAGAAGCCCACCGGUUUCAUUUUGACGCCAUGUGAAGAGAUAAAGGGAAAUUUUGGACUCAUAAUUUCAACAACCCACCACUGUUCUUAUUCACAUUCUAUAUCACAUUUCAAAGGCCGAUAAAUUGAUUCUCAUUCGCCCCCAAAACGUUUCUUUUUGAAAAUUUUGUGUCCUCCAGUCAGUAGUUAAAAAUUUAUGCUCCAUGUUAUUUAUUCAUUCCAGUGUUAGAAGUACAGGGGGCUCCGGCAAGGCUUCACCAAACGCAGAGAAAUCUUCGAGGAAAUCCAUCUCAAGAUCGUCCCCAACAUUCAAAGCCCCUAAGAAAUUCAUUUUUACCAUUACAGCGUAUUGUAAUCACACGACAGACUCUGCUAAAAGGUGCACUGCGUAACUUUUCUGAUGGAGGGUUUGCUUCCUGUUGGUCUGGAUGGAGAUGUUACUGCUUUACCUGAAAUGUUCCAAAGUAUGGCAUUGAACUUUUCAUUUAAAAUACCUUAAAAAACAUGCAUUCUCACUAUUAGCGGUGUUGCUUUUCUGCACAUUUGACCUGUAACUUGGCCUGCUGGUGCCACCUGUUUGCGUGCUAUACUGUGUAACAUCCCAGGCAAAGCAAUAACAUCUCCAUGGAGACAAGCAGACGGCUGACCCUCUACCCAGAAAGUCACACAGUGUAUCUUUAACUUAUCAGGAAAUGUGUUUUGUUUACGGUCUUUUCACUGCACCUUUUCUACGUGUUACUUGAAAUCCUUUUUGUUUUCGUAAAUUUGUCCUUGUCAAAAACCCUUCCUUUUUUAUUUCCAAGUAGAAUAUAUUUUUUGACAUUGCUCACUGCCGCGCAACUUGUUCAAAGUUAACAAAAUGCAGCUGCGCAAAGUUGGUGGAAAAUGUCAGGCUACCAAUCUCACUUACAAUGAUUAAUCACCUUUCAGUCAUUCGGCUUUGAUUCUGUCUGUCGGACUGCAAUGCAUGAUGGGAGUGCCAAAUACUUUUGAGUUGCAUCUUUUAAACCUCCAAUAUGUGAAACUACUGAAACAAUCUAAAGACAUUUGGUUGAAAGAGGCUACUCCAAAAUGUAUUCUAUUUACUUUUGUAUUUAUUUUAGGUUUUUUUUUUUAUAUAUGUAAACAAAGCUACUUGUAUUGCAGUUGUUUAUUCUGCAAGAAGGAACCUGUGCUUUUCUAAGGGGGUUUGCACUUUUUAAACUAAUGAUUAACUGCGGGCGUGUGUAAUUUAUUUUGUUUAAUGAAGUUGGUUUGAAAAAGAAUGUUAAAAUUACUAAAUGUUUCCGUGUCAUCGCUGUGAAUAAAGGUUUCUCCUAAUUAGAGAAAUGUACUUUU